Molecule: messenger RNA, 1399 nt
Organism: Panthera uncia (snow leopard)
Lineage: Eukaryota; Metazoa; Chordata; Mammalia; Carnivora; Felidae
Product: proline-rich protein HaeIII subfamily 1-like
Exons: 2
Coding region: 1-687 (228 amino acids)
Source: RefSeq, a predicted model, not a curated record
AUGCUCAGCCCCGGGCCGCCCCCAGCGCUCCACAGGCGCGCCGCCCGGCUCCAGCCCGCGCUCCGCCACUCGGAGCCGCCCGGCCCGGCCCGGCCCCGCCUCCGCGGCGCCCCUAGCCCGGCCGGCCCCCGUCCGGCCCGAGUGGGCGGCGCAGCGCGGGGGAGGGGUCGGAGGGGCGUCCCCGCCCCGGGCGCGGACACGCGCAGGCACCCCGCGUCACGCGAGGCCGACCAGGCGCACGCGGGGGCUGCGCCGGGGGACCCAGGAUCCCCGUCCCCCCGCGCCCCCACUCCGAGAGCCGGUCGGCUCAGGACUCGGCCGCGGCCGCGGGUCACCCUCUACCCCUACCCGGGCCCCGGGGCCAGCGGCAGCUGGUCAUUGUUCGAGCACAAAGGGCCGGGCGCCAAGGCGGCCGCCCUUCCCCCUCCGCUUCUUCGGUCGAAGCCUCCCCCGCAAGACACACUCUCCGGCUUCGGAGUCCAGAGCGAGACGCCGAGGGUCGGCUGCCCCUCCCCCGCCCCAACCCCUGCUACCGGGACCCUGCGCCCCAGGAUGAGUCGGGGGCCGAGGCUCGCGCCGGGCCUGCCCCCCACCCCCAGCGGUUGGUGGAGGAAUAUUUGGACUUGCGGAGGCGGCGCCACCUGGCGGCGCAUUCGGGAUGAGGGCACCACGAACAUGUUCGGGUGAAGGAAGGAGAGGAGCCCAGGUCACCCCACCCAGUGCAAGUCUCCAGUCCUGCGCUACCCGGACUCCAGGGGGCGUUCUGUUCCCACUUCUGUGGGAAGGUUUAACACUUUUCUGGAAGGAGAAUGGAAUACUGCUCGGCUGGAGACCUUGCAGACUCGCCCAGGACUGGGGAGGGAGGUCCUCGCCCUGAUGCGCGGGUGGGGGAGCACAGCCCACUUGUCUGCGAAGCGAUCACGUGCUCGGCGCCUGUUUACGUCUUAGUCUUCACCUGUGGGCGGCCAGGAAGCAGGAACCUCGGGAGGUGUCCCACCCGUCCCGCCCCCGUCGGCGGUCACAGGGCAGCCCUUUAUCUCCAACCCCCGUCAAGUGCGCGACAGCAGAGCGCUCUGUCCGCUGGGGGUCCGUGCGGGCCAGUGGCGCUGCUCCAGGGACUGCAGGGGUAAUCUAUGGGGCGCGUCCUUUCCUGAAUGCACGUGUGUUCGUGUGUCCCAAGUGCGUGGGUCUGUGUGCGCGCGUGUGUGUGCCCGCUGGUGUGAGUUUGUGUCGGUUCCCUGCUCAGACUCCUCGCCUGCGCCCCGCCCCCGUCCCCCAGAGUGGGGACCCCUUUCUCACUCCAGUCCCCGGCUUCCCCAGAUCGGGAAAGUUCGCUCCGGAGCCGGGAUGUGUGGAAGGCUGGAGUUCCGAUACCUCCGUGUCCCCACCACUCACCCAG